AUGUCUUCGAUUUCAUCAAAGGCUAUUGUAAUCACAUACCCAAGCGCUGAGAGACAUGGUGGCAUCGGUGCUUCGUCAACGAAGGGCCAGGUGUCUAUUUAUGAUUCCUUUGAUUUUGACAGUGAUGACAGUAUCGCUGGGGGGCCGAGGAAGCGACGACGGCUGACUCACCUCACCCCAGAUGAGAAGCUUCUGAGAAGAAAGCUCAAAAAUCGUGUGGCUGCACAAACAGCCAGAGAUAGAAAGAAAGCCCAGAUGGUGGAUCUGGAAGACAAGCUGGCCAUCCUUGAGGAUGAGAACAGACUGUUGAAGGAACAAAACCGCUCGUUGAAACAAGCCUCCAGUUACUUGGCCAAAGAGAACGCUUCACUGAAGUCGCAGCUGGCCACCAAGUCAUUGUUUCCCUCCAAAACAGAUUCUGCAACCAAAAGGUCUGCAGCGCCUGAGCUUCCUCUGCAGAAGGAACGGGUUCAGAAUCUGCUUCGGAGGGAGAUCAACUACGCCAUUACAGUAACUCUAAGCCUGAUAAUUUCCUGGGCCUGCUUCAGGAACUCGAGGAAGACUGCAAGCGGGAAGGAUGCCAGACACCCCCAGCCACACAUCUCUCACAUACUGCCUACGGACCAGGCAGUUCUGAUGACGGCUUCAGGACCAACUGUAGAAGAGCAACACCAGGAAUGGUGGGGCUCACAUCAGCGGAGCUGGAAUCCCUCAGCGAAUUAA
Messenger RNA from Candidula unifasciata, 723 nucleotides. The record is from the annotation of a GenBank genome assembly. NCBI's taxonomy places the organism in Eukaryota, Metazoa, Mollusca, Gastropoda, Stylommatophora, Geomitridae.